This is a messenger RNA of Hydractinia symbiolongicarpus, 3143 nucleotides long. RefSeq lists its product as uncharacterized. The record is from RefSeq and is a predicted model, not a curated record. The transcript is spliced from 5 exons. The coding region runs from base 1510 to 2352 and encodes 280 amino acids. NCBI's taxonomy places the organism in Eukaryota, Metazoa, Cnidaria, Hydrozoa, Anthoathecata, Hydractiniidae.
UAAAAAUAGUAAUGAAGUUUGCAAGCGGACCAUAGAAAAAAGGAACAAGUUUUUAAAAAACCAAUUACUUUUUUCUUCUGGUGGAAAUGAAAGUGGGUUCAGCGUACAAACUGGCAAAUUAGUCAAGAGUCUGAAGGAAAAUGAGAGAGUAGAAAUACUCAAGAGAGCCAAUAUAACAACAAAGAGUAUAACUCCAGAGGAAUUUGUAGCAAUGAAGGCAGACUUGAGUAUUCCCUGGUCAAAAUUAAAAACAAUGUCAAGGUAUGGCUGAAAAUUGAGUACUAAUACAUAAAUAAUUAUAUAUAUGAAAAUUCACAAAAAAGACAGAAUAGACAUGUUACACCUUUUUAAAUAAGACUUUUAAAAUCAUGAGACUCAAAUGAAAAGUAUGAUUCUUAUGAAAAAGGUGUUAUACAUCUACCUGUUUAUAUAUUUAUCAUAAUAGCAUUUAUGCAAAAUUAAUACCUUAAGGAAAGAAAGUGUGUCAGCAGUGUUGGUGGAUUAGUGCUCAUCAAAUUUAUUUUAUUUAGCAUCUGUCAAAUUAAAUUCUUACCAAAAAAGAAAACUGCAAACUUUAUUUUCCUAAGGUAUAUAGUAUGCACAUUUAAAAAAAUAAUAAUAUUCUGCAUAUAGAUGGUUAUCAACCUUUAACAUAUCCAUACCAUCACAGAGAAAACAAAGAAAAGUGGCUACGGAAUGGACUGGUGAUCAAUUGCGUUCAGAACUAGCUCCAUUCUCAUUCGAAGUUAAAGGGCACAAAGGCAAAUUUGAAAUAAGAAGUGCAGCAUGGGUUUAUGUUGAAAGCCUGGAAUCCCAAGUCAAAACAAUGUUUCACUGUCUAAGACAGUAGGUUUUUGUGUUUACUUACUCUUAGGAAAAAGAUACAUAUAGUUAAAAAAAACUUAAAAAAUAAAUAAAAAUAAAAAUUUAAGACAGAUGCAAUUCUACUUCUAUUUAGGAAUGGACUAUUAACUGAUUACCCCUUCAUGAAUAAUGAAAUACAUGUAAAAAUAGGAGGAGAUCAUGGCGGUGGUUCAUUCAAGCUUUCAUUUCAAAUAUGUAACACAAAGAAUCCAAACAGCAAGUCAAACACUGUGGUCUUCAGUAUCUUUGAGGCCAAGGAUAGAAGAUCAAAUUUGAAAAUUGGGACAAGUCGAUUUACAGAACAAAUUGAUAGACUACAGUCCAGCAAAUUUGGGUUGGUAUUUAUCACAUUUUUGUUAGAGUUAACACUUCUAUGUUUAAAAUUUAUACCUAUAUUCUACAUUUAGUGACCAGAGAGUAAGAGUAUUUCUUUCGGGUGAUUACGAAUUUUUAAGCAGUGCAUAUGGCAUAACCGGAGCUAACGGUAUGUAAAAAUAGUACAAAAUAUAAAAAAAGUACAAAAUAUAAAAUGUAUUAGUCAAAAUAAAAAAUCACAUUUUAUUUUAUUUUCAUUUAAAAUAUUCAGGGAGACACCCAUGUUUGUAUUGCAUAGCAACAAAAGAAGAAAUACAGAAACCUGUGGAUAUGCGUGGAAAAUUUCCUGUAAGAACCCUGGAAACUUUGAAGGAGAAUUUAGCAAAAUUUAGAGACUCUGGUGGCAAUUUGAAGAAUGCAAAAUUCAACUACAAUGUAAUUGAUGACCCACUUUUUAACAUUCCAAUUGACCAGGCAUCUUUACCUGGACUACACAUUUCCUUGGGAUGUUUUUUAAAAUUUUUUACAAUGUUUGAAGAUAAAUGCCACAGUGUGGACAUCGCGUUAGCAACCAAGAUGGCAAACGCUAAUCAGAAAACCCAAGAAGAGGAAUUUAACAAGUUUAUUGCUUUAACAUCAGAAAUAGACUUGUUAGAAAAAAAUAUUGAAGACUGUGAUGAAAAGAUCCAAUUGAUUAAUGACACCAUCAUUGCAGCUGUAAUGCGAGACCCAAACAAUGAGGAUAAAAUUAAAAACAUGUACCAACUAAGAAUUGAACACUUUGAAGCAAAAAAGAUUGAAAAGACCAACCGUAUUGAGGAGUUAAAAGAAGCAAACAAUUUUAAAAAAACUGAUGGUCCUUGUGUGCAAGCAGUUGAUGCUAUCCUCAACAAGCUCAACAUUAAACGCCAAGCUUAUUAUGGUGGUAGCUUUAUUGGAAAUCAUGUAAAUAAAAUGCUUGAGCCUAACAACUUUAUCCAAAUGUGCAAUAUACUUCCAAUCACUGUCACUAAACUUGGAUACAAUGGAUCAGACAUACAUGCAGAUGCUAUUUUACAUGCUGAAAACUUUAAACAGCUGUUUUUACAUUAUUCGAAAUGUCACAAAACAUUAAAUACACGUGAAGUUAUGAACCAAGACAAAAUUGAAAACUUUGGUAGGUAUAUUAUAUAAACACUAAUAAUUGGUCACAUUUUUGCACAAAUUACACACAUAUAUAAAAGCCAUAACAUGUAAACAUUUGUUUUAGAACUAAAUGUAAAAGAACUGAUGGUGUUUCUUCGAGAUAUAUUUCCCCUUCAAUCGAUCACUCCAAAGUUACAUCUACUUGAGGAUCAUGCCGUAAACUUUGUUUCUGCUUGGGGUACAGGUUUAGGGUUCUAUGGAGAACAAGGUGCAGAAAGCAUCCAUGCUGAAUUCAAUGGCAUUGCACGGCUAUACCAUGCAGUAAAACCGGACACAAAUCGUCUACUUUUAAUGACAAAGGAGCAUUAUUUGCGAUGUAACCCCGUAGGACAAGGGAUGGUUCCUGAAAUAAAAAAGAGAAAACUCUCUACUAGCUAGCUCUAGCUGAUGUUUAUAGAGCAUCCCUUCACAAUGUGUAUAUCAUGUAUAUAUAAUGUAAAUAUUUUUAUUGGAUGUUCAUUGAAUAGCUAGGCUGACUCACCGUGGUGUGGAAGGUGCCUUUUUCCUUCGACUUUGUGAUAAUAAAAACACCACAAAAAAAAGUGAAAUGGUUUUUAAUUUACUAAACUUACCAUCAGGAUGGUGUUGAUAAGCUAAAUCUAAGAGUCUUUCCUACAGAAAACUUUAGUUAAAAAGAUAUUACAAUUUUACUACACCCACUACCAAUUUUAAUGUUUUGGAAGGGGACGAAGUCCCACGUCAAAUACUGGAGAAAACAAUAAACUUUUUUAUAACUUACUUAUUCCUCCGGCUACAUCGCUCCUUCCUCUUCAGAAAAA